UUAGGAGGAAGAAAAGAAAGAAAAAAGAAAAAGAAAAAGCAAAUGGGUUCUCUAAUGGCAGGUUGGGGCUCUCGAGUCCAAGAUCCAAAGUCAGUGGCAUACAAAAGGAAUCGGUCAUCUACUAGAGGAGAGAUUGAUGCUUACUGGAGAGCAAAGAAGAAAGCUGAGGAAGAACAUCUCAGAGACAUUUGUAUUCCCUUAUCUGAUAGCAUUCAGGAAAUCAAGUUUGAGGAAUCUGGGAAAAAGUUGGAGAGGUCGAAAUCCGUGCCUGUGGCCAACACAAAACAGCAGGGUUUCAUGGACAUGGAAACUGAAAAAAGCCUGGAAAAACUGAUUAUGAAAAAGGCGUGGUGGACUAGAAGCAACUGGGCAUUUCUGAACGAGCCACCAGCUUCUGAGGCUGCUUCUAACAGUUACACUUCGCAGUUCCACAUUGCUAGCUCCUCGAAAUCAAACGCCGGUGAUGGGGAUUAGCACCUAAUAUUUCUCAACUCUGAAUUAUAUUAUUGUCCAUAUAUAAAUGAGUGUGUAUAUCCCUGACUUGUUGCAGUUCAAUCAUAUUCUGCUAAAGCUUUUUGAAGAGAGAUGUUGCUUGAAAUGGAUGGAAGUGUGUAAAUAUGAAAGGUGUAGUCCUUGCUACCUUUUAGGCAUAUAGUCAUUUAAUUUUGUCUCUGAUGCUUGUACAAAGAAACUGUUUGUAACUCUGUUUUCUUAGGGUUAAUGGUUAUACUUUUGAGUGA
This is a messenger RNA of Juglans microcarpa x Juglans regia, 740 nucleotides long. RefSeq lists its product as uncharacterized. The transcript has 4 exons. The record is from RefSeq and is a predicted model, not a curated record. Bases 43 to 474 code for a protein of 143 amino acids. Lineage: Eukaryota; Viridiplantae; Streptophyta; Magnoliopsida; Fagales; Juglandaceae.